AUGUCUCAUGCGAACGGCGGCAACUCUGCCCCCGUGGGCCAUGAAAAGAUCAACACCGACAUCAUCUCUCUUACAAGGUUCCUUACAGAAGAGCAGACAAAACACCCAGAAGCCACUGGUGACUUUACCCUCUUAUGCCAUGCCCUUCAAUUCUCCUUCAAAUCCAUCGCAUACUACAUCCGACGUGCCUCCUUAAUCAACCUCAACGGGCUUGCGGGUUCCGCAAAUACCACCGGAGAUGACCAGAAGAAAUUGGACGUGAUCGGAAACGACCUGUUCAUCGCAGCAAUGCGCGGAUCAGGCAAAUGCCGCCUCCUGGUCUCUGAAGAAGAGGAGGAAGCCAUUAUAUUUAACGAGAGCCCAUAUGCCCGAUACGCCGUCGUCUGCGACCCCAUCGACGGCUCCUCCAACCUCGACGCUGGUGUUUCUGUCGGAACCAUUUUUGGAAUUUUCAAGCUUCCAGAUGAGCUCCUUGGGCCCAGCAAGACAGUCACAGCCAAAGACGUCCUACACCCAGGAACAGACCUGGUCGCCUCCGGUUUCACAAUGUACGGCGCCUCCGCCCAACUCGUAAUCACCAUGAAGGGCGGCACCGUCAACGGUUUCACCAUGGAGAACUCCCUGGGCGAGUUUAUACUGACACACCCCAACAUGCAACUCCCCGCCAAACGUGCAAUCUAUAGCGUUAACGAAGGGAACUCUAUGUACUGGGAUCAAUGGGUCAAGGAGUACUUCAACGAUCUUAAAUUCCCUUCCAACGGCAAACCCUACAGCGCUCGAUACAUAGGUAGUAUGGUUGCAGAUGCGUACCGGACGCUGCUGUAUGGAGGUAUUUUUGCAUAUCCGGCUGACUCGAAGAGCCCCAAGGGGAAAUUGCGUAUCUUGUAUGAAUGCGCGCCAAUGGCAUUGAUAUUUGAGAACGCUGGAGGCCAGGCGCUCAAUUCCAACAUGAAGAGACUUCUCGAUGUUGUCCCUGAGGAUAUUCAUGACCGUAGUGGUGUAUUCUUAGGCAGUUAUGACGAGAUAGAGAAAGUCAAAUCUUUCCAUCAGAAGUACAGCAAAUAG
This is a messenger RNA of Paracoccidioides brasiliensis Pb18, 1065 nucleotides long. RefSeq names its product fructose 1,6-bisphosphate 1-phosphatase. The record is from RefSeq and is a predicted model, not a curated record. Gene Ontology annotation, cellular component: cytoplasm; cytosol. Gene Ontology annotation, molecular function: fructose 1,6-bisphosphate 1-phosphatase activity. Gene Ontology annotation, biological process: fructose 6-phosphate metabolic process; sucrose biosynthetic process; fructose 1,6-bisphosphate metabolic process. The transcript is spliced from 2 exons. The coding region runs from base 1 to 1065 and encodes 354 amino acids.